This is a messenger RNA of Danio rerio (zebrafish), 1452 nucleotides long. NCBI's taxonomy places the organism in Eukaryota, Metazoa, Chordata, Actinopteri, Cypriniformes, Danionidae. The record is from RefSeq and is a predicted model, not a curated record.
GAACAGCUUUGACUCUGCAGUGGUCAUUGAGAACGACUCUGCAGAGCUUCACUUCCCAGCAGACAACGAAUCCUCCCUCAGUGAGGACAGCCUGGAGCAAGAGCUUGAUAGUCCUCCAAGUUCACCAUCUGAUGAAAACAAUGAACUUCCAGUGAGCCAGCAGCUCAUAACAGAUGACAUCUGUGACUCUGCCCUGGAUGAAAACUGGAACCCUUUACCGGAUCAGGUCUCACAAGAGGACUCUGCUGUGAAGUCUACAGCAGAUGAUGGGACCUGCUUGGACAAUAAUGACAUCAGCUGCCGCUACAAACUCGGAAAGCAGCUUGGUGAAGGAGGUUUCGGCUCCGUGUAUGAGGGGAUUCGCAUACAGGAUGGUCUGCAGGUAUUCAUUUUUGUAGACUCAAAUCCUCUGAUGAAGUUCCCUGUUUAAAGAACAUCAUCAGAGCUUUCAUUGUUUGGACAUUUCUGCUGACGAAUGAAUCCUCUGUUCAGGAUUUAUGACUGAAUGAAAUGAUCUCCGUGCACAUGUUAAUUGUUCGCUUGUUCCUUUAAACAGGUGGCAGUUAAAUUUGUUCAGAAGACCCCAAAUAUGCAAGAUGUCAGCUCUGUGAGUAGACUACACUUUCUGUUCGCUGUGUUCAGUUUAUAAAGUCUUAUAUUUAUUAUAGACCACAGGCUGUGGUCAGAAACCCUUGUUUGAAAACCAACAUUAUUAUUUUGUUUUCAGUCAUGUGACCAGCCACUUCCUCUAGAGAUCACCUUGGCAAACAUGGCCAGCGGUGGCUCCAGGUGUGCGAACAUUAUUCAGCUUCUGGACUGGCAGGUCUUUAAAAACCAUUACGUCAUGGUGAUGGAGCGGCCUAGUCCAAGCAUGGACCUGGAGGCAUUCCUUGAAGUCAGCGGUGGAGUCCUCAGUGAGAAAACAGCACAUACCAUCAUGAGGCAAGCUGUUUAUGCUGCCAACGUGUGCUGUUACCGCGGGGUGUUCCACCGGGACAUUAAGCUUCAAAACCUGCUGGUGAACCCCGACACACUGGAAGUCAAGCUGAUCGACUUCGGGUGUGGAGACUUCAUGAUGGAAUCAGCCUACAGUCUCUUCUCUGGCACAGAAGCGUACAUCCCGCCAGAGUUUUAUGAAAAAGGAUGCUACCGGGCCAAACCAGCGACGGUCUAUUCUCUUGGGGUUCUUCUGUUCACAAUGCUCCAUGGAGAAUUCCCAUCAGCGUAUGACCUGUACUACCUUCAACAUGACUGGUCCAAAUUUACCCUCUCUCAAGAAUGCUGUGAUAUGAUGAGGGCUUGUCUGCAUGAGAAUCCAGAGUGCAGAAUUCCUCUAGAAGAGAUGCCUUACCACGACUGGUCCAUGCUGGAGUUCUGAGUCACAUUAGCAGAAUGUUUUGUAUAUUUGAUUUUUGUACAUGUCUGUAAUAAAGAUAUAUUUUAUUGAACUCA